This is a messenger RNA of Epinephelus moara (kelp grouper), 4978 nucleotides long. RefSeq names its product sodium-dependent neutral amino acid transporter B(0)AT2-like. NCBI's taxonomy places the organism in Eukaryota, Metazoa, Chordata, Actinopteri, Perciformes, Serranidae. Gene Ontology annotation, biological process: sodium ion transmembrane transport. The record is from RefSeq and is a predicted model, not a curated record. The coding region runs from base 286 to 2271 and encodes 661 amino acids. The transcript is spliced from 12 exons. Gene Ontology annotation, cellular component: plasma membrane.
GAUUUAUCACAUUUACGGCGUGUAUCUAACGCUGUCUGUUAAAUUAUAAUUAAACAUUUGCGUCUUAGUGUUUAUGUUACAUUUAAUCUGACAAACUGAAACAGAAGCUGAGCUCGCGCCGUGGUUGAUAGCGUAACGGUAGUGACAGUCCUAACAGUAGCUACACGUGCUCGUUUCUUCUUUGAAAGCACCGAACAAUUAAACGUUAUCGCUGAAAACUCUCCGUUUUCCGCCAUCUUUAUUGUUUCUUCAUCAUCUUCGCUGAAGACAUUUGUCUGCGAACAGAUGGAGAAGCAGCCCCUGCCAACAGAUGACGACAAGGCAGGAACCACGGAGUCGGAGAUGGACGGCUACGCUGGCGAGGAGAGCCAGCAGGGCUCGUCUGAGCCUGCCGCUCGAGCAGGAUGGAACAGUAAAAUAGAGUAUUUCCUGGCUCAGGUGGGAUUCAGCGUCGGGCUCGGCAACGUCUGGAGGUUUCCAUAUUUGUGCCAUCAGAAUGGAGGAGGUGCUUUUCUCCUCCUGUACGUGCUGCUGAUGCUGGUUGUGGGCAUCCCCUUGUUCUUCCUGGAGCUGGCAGCCGGUCAGGCCAUCCGACAGGGCAGCAUUGGAGUGUGGAAGUACAUCUCCCCCAGGCUGGCAGGGAUCGGCUACUCCAGCUGUGUGGUGUGUUUCUUCGUGGCUCUCUACUACAAUGUGAUCCUUGCAUGGAGUCUUUUCUACCUUGGGAACUCGUUCCAGUCCCCUCUGCCUUGGGAACAGUGUCCAGAACAGGGGAAUGUAACAGUAAAAGAAUGUGAAAAGAGCUCCCCCACGUCAUAUUUCUGGUACCGUAAAGCUUUGGAUAUCACAGACUCGAUUGACGAGACAGGCUCUUUCAACACUUACAUCGUCUGCUGUCUGCUGGCGGCCUGGACCAUCGUGUGCCUGGGAAUGUUCAAGGGUAUCAAGACCUCUGUCAAGGUGAUGUAUUUCUCCUCCAUCUUCCCCUACGUGGUGCUGUUCUGCUUCCUCGUCCGAGGGCUCCUGCUGGACGGGGCCUUGGAGGGGAUCACCCACAUGUUCUACCCCAAGCUGGAAAUUUGGGGAGACAUACAGGUGUGGCGGCAGGCGGCCACGCAGGUCUUCUUUGCCUUAGGCCUCGGCUUCGGGUCCAUUAUCGCCUACUCCUCCUACAACCCCAAGAACAACAACUGCCACCGUGAUGCCUUCACUGUCUCAACUAUAAACUUCCUCACAUCCGUGCUGGCCACUCUGGUGGUGUUUGCUGUGCUUGGCUUCCGCGCCAAAAACAAUGUCAAAGAAUGUGUAGUCAGCAAUAUUAAGGAGUUAUCCGAGCAGUUUCGCAGUAGUAAUGUGGAAAAAACUCUGAUGCCAAGCUUCGACUAUUCUGAUCCCAGUUCUGUGGCUCUGGAGGACUACAGAGCCUGGUUUAACCAGUAUGGCAGUAUGGUCCCAGGCAAUUUAACAGACUGUGACCUGGAAAAAGAGAUGCAGCAGGGCGUGGAGGGCACAGGCCUCGCUUUUAUUGCCUUCACAGAGGCAAUGUCACUCCUGCCGGGCAGCCCCUUCUGGUCAGCGCUUUUCUUCCUCAUGCUGCUCAACUUAGGACUCAGCACCAUGUUCGGCACUAUGGAGGGCAUCCUCGCCCCGCUCACCGACCGCUUCAAAACUCUGGCCAACAACAAGACCAAACUCACAAUUUUCAGCUGCAUCCUCGGCUUUCUGAUCGGCCUGCUCUUCACCCAGCGCUGUGGGAACUACUUUGUGACGAUGUUUGAUGAUUACUCUGCCACCCUGCCCCUCAUCAUCGUGGUGGUCUUUGAGUGCUUCAGUGUGUCUUGGCUAUAUGGAGCUGAUAGGUUCCUCGAUGACAUUGAGGGAAUGCUGGGCUGGCGUCCCCAUGUGAUUUACAAGUACCUGUGGAAAUACAUCUGCCUGCUCGCUAUGCUGGGGCUGCUGGGCGCCACCACCAUUCGCAUGUUCAUCAAACGCCCCACUUAUCUGGCAUGGAACCAGGAGAAGGGUUCUGAGGAGUACUUGGAGUACCCCGGCUGGGCUCUGGCUGUUUUGGCUUUACUGAUCAUAUUUGCCAUGAUGCCCGUCCCAGUGGCCUUGAUCCACGCUGUUCUGCAGGACCGGACAAAGCAAACAGCCCGAGAUACAGAGACUGGACAGUACAGCAUCGUUAGUACUGAUGACAAGUGCGACACCCCCAUGACCAACAUGUCAGACCUUGACCGAACGAACGGGAGCGCUGCUUCUUUUACCUAAGCGCUGGACGUUAUGUUGCACAGUGGGAAAUGACUCGCACUGCGCAGUCAAAUGUUCAGUGGGCCAUUUUGAAGGACAGUUGAGUUAUCUCGCAGCUUUUAGUGCAGCUGUGGAACAGAAAGCCAUUGCAAGGUGGGACAAAAGAUCCCUUAUUUUAAUAUUUAAAACCUUUUCCACAUUUUUUAAGACACUUAAAUUAAGUCCAAAGUAUCCAGAGGACAAUAUUUAAAAGACUACAGCAAGUACAACUUUUAAAAAGUGAGUAGUAUGGGAAAUAUGGAACUUAUUGCUGCAUGGUGACAUGAGUUACAAUGUUCACUGUUUGAUUGUUACAGAGUUGUUGUCCGAAUGAGCAAAAACAAUGUUUCCUAGUUUUCAGUGUAAGCCAUAGACAUCACGCCAUAAUCCUGCAUUAAUUCGUUUUGUAUGAAUCCUUCACUUGUCUGUUUAUCUUAAAUAUCAUAUAUCUGUCACCGUUACAAAAGCAUUCAUGUGAGAUGCACCUCAUUAUUCGAAGGAGCCAUGUAACGGUUGCAGCAGUGUUCUGCAAAACCGUGUACUGUGGUAUGAAAAUUUAUGGUUAUCAUACUGCUUACAUUUGCUGAUCUACGUACUGGGGGAAAAAAGCAAUACGUGCGCCUCUUUUCCUCUCAGACUUUUUACACAUACGUCCAUUUAAAAAAUGGUUUCAAGUUUCAGUUUUAAAAAAGCAUCUGUUCAACUGUUUUCAUUCCUUUAAGGGUCACUGUAAUUGAUAGUAAUAAUGAUACUAAUAAUCACGUGAUACCGUGAUACCAUGAAGACAUGAUAUUUUCUGAGACGGUUAUCGAACCAUGAAAAUCUCAUGCCGUUUUAACCCUAAACCAUACAGCCAACUUUUCACUUCUCAUUUUGUUGAGGACAGGUUACUUCUCACCAUUAUCCACAGUCUCCUUUUUGUGUUUUAAAGUUUUUGUCGAUCAAUUUUUUAUCUUUUUAUAUUUUUUUUUAAAUAAUGAGCUCUUUUACAGCACAGUGAAUGUGACGAUUGUUUUGAAAUGUUUUUAGGCUGGGCGAAAGAUUGUGAGUUAUGGUUUGAGUUGAGUUACAACCAAGACAAGCUGAGCCUUAAUGAAAACAGGAAAAUGGCAGCAUCAUCAUAUCUUUGUGUAAGGAACAGGGCUGCAGCUAACGAAUGUUGUCUUGAUUUGUUUGGUCUUUAACAUGUCAGAAAAUAGUGACAAAUGUCAAAAAAAAAGUCCAAGGAGAUUUCUUUAAAUGCAUUGUUUUGUCAGUCCAAAUCCUAAAAAAUAUGACAUAAAUCAGAGAAGAGCAGGAAAUUUUCUGCCAUUUUUGCAUCAAAAAUCACUUAAACAGUUAUCAGUUAUCAAAAUAGUUGGUGAUUAUCUUUCUGUCUAUCGACUAAUUGAUAAGUCGACAAAUCGUCGCAGCUCUAGUAAGGAUCAAUAAGUACGGUGCAUGUUACUGUCUAGUCAGAUGCUGCACUUGUUGCUGUCGUUGGAUGUUACCUCAGUGCAGAAAUAAUCAGGACAGCUAGGGAGGGAAGUGAAUGGAUCCGUUAGUUUGCCACAAUGUUAUAUUUUUCUCAAAGCUAAGCAACAACAGUUGUAAAAAUUUUGUGAGACUGUUACAUCGGGAAAGACUUGAUAGAGCUAUGCUGAGUAUUAAUAUGAUAAUAGCAUUAAGGCUACUCACCACACAGAAGCCAUGUAAUCAUGUUUACAACUCAAAAAACACCCGAGUCACUGUUUCGGUUCUACAGUUUGAUAUUUUACUGUAUGUUGAGGUGUGUGCUGUUUGUUUGCAGGAGCAUACUGCAGUUUAACUACACAUGUAUGUUCAAACCAACCUGAAAUCCAACAGCUGCUGUACCAAAUCAAAGCAUUCAGUUUUGUUUUACAGUGAUAUUUUAACAACACUUUUUUUUAAUUGAUAAAAAAUUAAGUCAGUCUCUGAACAUGUAACUCUCCAUCAUCUUAUCAUGUUGAUUACUGUGAUAUCAGACAUUAGCAACAAAAUCGCUGUAUUUUGAGGGGGAAUCAUCAGUAGUUUAUGCCACUUUGUCAUGUGACGGCAUGGUACAAAUAUUAAGGUAAUAUUGUAAUGUAAAUAUGUAUAUAGUACAAGUGGAAGCUCUUCAAGAACAAAUGUAAUUGAAAAAAUGGGAUUUUCUGUCAUUUUUUUAUUUGUAAAUUGAAAGUUUGCAUGAUCCAUUUUUUUUCCCGAAGCUCGAGUUUAGGAGGAAACUUGCUGCAUGUUUGUUUAAACAGACUCGACCAGGCCCGAGUACUCCUUCACUUCAGAGUUCAGUGCAGUAUGUGAUGUAAUUAAUGUGUUUAUUUUGUAAAGUAAUUUUUUAGACUUGCUUGUUUGGUCAUCAUAAUCUUUUCAUGUACAUUUUUCUGAAAUUGAAGGUGUAGUUUCACAUUUUCAGUGGGUUACUAUCAAAAUGAGCUGACGUUAUGCUGUUGAAUGUCAGUGUACCAACACUAAGUGCCUUCAGGCUUAACAAGGCUGACGUGACAACAUGUUAAAGGCAUUCCAGCGUAUGUAUAGUUUUAAAAAGACAUUUCUUUUGAUAUGUUCACUUUUCAAUAGUGUAUGUAGUCUGUAAGUCUGUAUAAAAUGUUGAGGAAAUGUAAUAUAAUGCCACUGCUUUGUAAUAUAUUUUUGACAUUUUAAUUAAAAUGCUCUUUCAGCACAACAG